Messenger RNA from Selaginella moellendorffii, 811 nucleotides. RefSeq lists its product as uncharacterized. NCBI's taxonomy places the organism in Eukaryota, Viridiplantae, Streptophyta, Lycopodiopsida, Selaginellales, Selaginellaceae. The transcript is spliced from 2 exons. The record is from RefSeq and is a predicted model, not a curated record. The coding region runs from base 108 to 653 and encodes 181 amino acids.
AAGGACACUAGCUCCAGCGCGUCCAACUACUUGACUGCCAACCUGGAGACCACGUGACGACGUAAGAACUGUGCCAUUUUAGCUGAAGCGGACAGGAUUUUUCGAUCAUGGAGGUUGUGAGCGGCUUGGUGAGGCCGCUGUGUGUCUUGGGUAUGGACGCUGCCAAGAAGGUAUGGGACUGCAAUGCCAACAUUGAAAGGCUGGGGAAUGCCAUGGCACCCCACAUUCAGGCCAAGAUCGACGCUUUCGGUCGCCACAAGGAGCGAAAUGGACGUGGCUUUAUGUUUUCUGAAGCGGUCGAGGAAUGCUUGGAGCGUGUCAAGAAAUGGAAUAGCAAGGCGCAAGAACUCUUGAGAUCACGCAACAACAGGAUCUGGAGCCCCGUUAGACGGUACAAGCGGAGUGGCAAGAUCAUGGAGUGCUUCAGCUCCUACCAGGAUCUCCUGUCGCAGAUGGAAAGUCACGGGCACGAGCUGAAGGUGGACAUUGCGAUGCUGGAGAAGGCGGCGGCCAGCAUCCAGGCCAUGCUUAACAAGUUUAAUGCUCACAAGCACCGGAAUCCAGAGUUCCGCUACUCUGAUGGAGCCGAGGAGUGGCUUGAUCUUGUCACAAAAUGGAACGACAAGGCGCAAGCACUGCUGGGACCACAGUAAGUUUACACAAGAGCUCUUACAGUACAGCUAAAAGAUCUAUGGAUGUUUCACAGGGAGAAGCGUUGUGACGAGAUCUCAGAGCUGAUACACAGCUACGAGGGCGAUCUCCUUCCGAAGCUUGAAAGGUACGAGCGAGAAGAGUUGAAAGUGAUACAGCC